AUAUCUUGUAUAGUGAUAGUUUAUCUACUAUCUGCUGCAGGACUCUAGUUCUAGUGACAGUAGGUGUGGAGGUCUGAUAAUAAUGAUUAUGUUACUGAUAUUAAUGCUAAUAAUGUUUCUCAUUCUGCUGCUGCUGUUUAUUCUGCUGCUAAAUUAGAUAUAUCUUGUAGGUAUUUACCUGAGACUAACAGAGAACUCUUAUCUACAUGUGAUCACAUAAAAAUAGUAAGGGAUCGAGGAUACUACCUUGAGGAACCCCCACAUUUAAUUUUUUUUAGGCACAGGUACAUGUGCAUUAUCCACUAGGAUAACCCAACAACAUUGUAUCAAUCGCAUCUGCUAGAAAAAUGACAGGAUGGAUAAUGAGAACCUUCAAAACUAGGGAGGCCAAGCCCAUGAUGACACUCUUCAGGUCACUUGUUCUAUCUAGGCUGGAAUAUUGCUGCACACUAACAGCACCUUUCAAGGCAGGUGAAAUUGCCGACCUAGAAAAUGUACAGAGAACUUUCACGGCGCGCAUAACGGAGAUAAAACACCUCAAUUAUUGGGAGCGCUUGAGGUUCCUAAACCUGUAUUCCCUGGAACGCAGGAGGGAGAGAUACAUGAUUAUAUACACCUGGAAAAUCCUAGAGGGACUAGUACCGAACUUGCACACGAAAAUCACUCAUUACGAAAGCAAAAGACUUGGCAGACGAUGCAACAUCCCCCCAAUGAAAAGCAGGGGUGUCACUAGCACGUUAAGAGACCAUACAAUAAGUGUCAGGGGCCCGAGACUGUUCAACUGCCUCCCAGCAUACAUAAGGGGGAUUACCAACAGACCCCUGGCAGUCUUCAAGCUGGCACUGGACAAGCACCUAAAGUCAGUUCCGGAUCAGCCGGGCUGUGGCUCGUAUGUUGGUUUGCGUGCAGCCAGCAGCAACAGCCUGGUUGAUCAGGCUCUGAUCCACCAGGAGGCCUGGUCUCAGACCGGGCCGCGGGGGCGUUGACCCCCGGAACUCUCUCCAGGUAAACUCCAGGUAAUAAUAACCAGGGGCUUACACCUUCCAUAUUAAAUGUCAUCCAUUUUUUUUUUAUAUUUUCCUUAAAUUUACAAUUUAAAUUAAAAAUUUUAAAUUUAUUUUGAAAUUUGUGUUUGGAUUUAAACUUAAAUUUAACGUCAAAUAUUAAAUUUAAAUUUAAUAUACUGCAGAAAAAUAAAUAAAUUUAUAUUUGUAUAAGAUUUAAAUUUAAGAUGUGGUGAGGAAGGCGUGGAAAAAAAGUCACAGAAAAUAAAUCACAAUUUUGGCUAGGAAAAAAGGUCACUGGAAAAUAGUCACAUUUUAUUUAGGUUAGAUUAGGCUGUGACUUUUAUCUAUGACUCAUUUUUGGUGACUUUUAUCUAUGACUCUUUUUUGGUGACUUUUUUCCGUGACUUUUUUUCCUGACCUUUUUUUUCUGGAUAUGUGAGUAUGAGCGUCCCUUAACAACCUCUACAACAUGGAGACGAAGGUGAUGGACGGUGCUGCUCAACCUGUGUGGCUUCUUGAGGCUGUAUAUCCCAUCCAUGACGCUAAAACUGAGACCGUGUACUUGAAUUGUGUGAGUCACGCUGGCCCAGAAUUAUCUGAAUCGACAAGCCUUGGUACAUCCGUGGGGACCUCUGAGGCAACUACCUUUCAGCCAGCACCUGUUAACACUAAAUGGUACAUUUUUGUCAAGCGGUGAACUAUAUAGACUACUUUCUGCCUCUUCAAAUGAAAUAGUCCUGCGAUCUGUCCCAAAAGGCUUAAAGGAGAACUGCUACUUUCUGGUGGACAACAAGGAUAAUGUGAAGCGUAGAGUGGUAGGCAGAAGGAGUGAGUUUCCUGAUGACUGUGGUGUGUGGGAAGCAAAGAGUGCCAGCACUACAAAGACCUAUUAUGAAUUAGUGAAUGAAAAUCUAUUGUGUGUUACUAUGCGAAAUGAGAAAUAUUGCCGACUGAAGCAAAAAAAGUGGGUGCCAGUGAAUCCCCAGCCUUCUCAUAUUGUAACAUUAAUCAGAUUUUAUAGCAAGCUUAAACGUGACCAUAGUUUCCAGAAACGUGUUACCUGGUUAGAAGGCACAGAUACUGCUGUAUGGGAGUAUUUAGGCAAGUUUCCAACUUGUGUGUCAUAUCAUGGUAAUACCAAGAAUAAUUUUCGAGAAUAUGUUCGAACAGAUCCUAAGAUUCUGAGUGCUAUAGCUGACAAAGUUCACUCAAAGACACCACAACAAAUUUACAAUGACUUCCUAGAGGAGGAUUCCACUAAUGCUCCCCGUGACACUAAACAGAUCCACAGUGUAAAGUACAAACUACUAAAGGCAUCCAAUACAGAGGGAAUUAAUAAAAAGAAUCACAUGGCCUAUGCUCAUCCUGUGCUAAACAUGUUAAAUAAAAAUCCUUUUGUCCAGUAUGUAACAUCUGGUAGUGGGAAUCCACUCAGUGUGAUUCUGUACACUGAGGAUCAAAUAGAAGACAUAAAAAGGUUCUGUUGUGAUUGUGAUGAAACUUCAGUAUUUGGCAUGGACAAAACUUAUGACCUUGGUUCAUGUUUUUUAACCCUAGGAGUAUUCAACAACAGAGCGGUGAUUCGAAAGUCAUCAGGAGAGCAUCCGGUGUUUCUUGGUCCAGUAUAUUUGCAUUGGAAUAGAUCAUAUGAAACAUACUUUGAUUUUUUCUCCCAUCUCAAGUCCAAACAACUUAAUCUUGGUAAUUUGGUUUUGGGCUCUGCUGAGAAGACCAUGGUGUCAGCAGCAGUGUCUUGCUUUCCUGAAGCUGAUCGUAUUUUAAACACACGACAUAUUGAAAAAAAUUUGAGAAGACAUCUUAACGAGAAAAUUGAUCUGAGUUCAAGUGAACUAAAGUGUGUUGAGGAUGAGCUACUUUUCAGUGAUGAUGCACUGAUCAAGUGUGAUGAUGAAUUUGAUUUCUACAGGAAAAGCCUCGACCUUGAACUCAAAUACGAGCAAGCCUUGCCUGUACUUGUUCCAUACUUUCAGAAUAAACUUGUUCCUGCUAUGCAGAGAAUGAUCGAAUCAAGGCAGAGGAAAACCUGUCUUCCCAAAAAGUGGAUUAAAUGCUGUGAAGCCAUGAAGCUCGUCAUGAAACUAAUAAGGAUGAAACAUCAGAAUGUACCUGACAUGAUUGGCAAGCUGCACACCAUUGUACGUCUCCAGUAUAUGGAUGUUCGUAGGGCUCUUCAUGACCAGGGAAGUUGCACCAUCUCCAGUGACUUCCAGCAUCAUGUAAUAUCUGAUAUCCUUUGGGCUUCUAAAACCUCAGAAGAAAAAAAUCAAGCAUAUUGGAAAUUCAUGAAAAGUAAGAUUGUAGUUGAAAAAGAGAAAUAACUCGGUUGCCAGAAAAUUUGUGAUGAGGAAAUGUCAAGCCCUGGUUAUGUGUAGUUAUAUUUGCUACUAGUGCUACUAACUUCUGUACAUUACUUCAUAUGCUAAAUCCCUACACAAUAUUUAUAGUUAAAUAUUACAUGACAAUAUACAGUAUUGUAGUAUAGUGAUAACUUACUUUUGUAGUAUGAAGGUAUUUGGUAAAAUUAACAAGUGAUGAGCACAAAAUACAAGUCACAGUUGGAUCUUUUCACAGAAUGUAGGGAACAAGGAAAAAUACCAAGGAAUGUGAGAGUUUUAUGUUUAGGACACAAAGUAUAGUGGAUUAAGAUAUCCAUUGAAACAUGAGAUACCUUGUCAGUGAUGGCACUGGCAUUUUUUCUUUUAUUUUCAGGAUAUUCUUUAUGCUCAUCUUUUAAGGCAGGUGAGAUGAUCAUUUCUUAAGAACCAUUGGUAUAGUCUCAAAGCACACUUGGAAUUAUUAUAUUUGCUGGAUUAGCGACAAGACAGAUUUGUAAUAUACACGUGUCAACAACCUAGCGACUAGGGUCAAAAAGGUCAAGAGGAAUAAACACUGAUAAUUAACGAUGCCAUCAGUACAGUUCAUAAAAACUUAUUAUUUGUACAUAAUUUCAACCUUU
Molecule: messenger RNA, 3984 nt
Organism: Cherax quadricarinatus
Lineage: Eukaryota; Metazoa; Arthropoda; Malacostraca; Decapoda; Parastacidae
Source: RefSeq, a predicted model, not a curated record